Molecule: messenger RNA, 1643 nt
Organism: Tachyglossus aculeatus (Australian echidna)
Lineage: Eukaryota; Metazoa; Chordata; Mammalia; Monotremata; Tachyglossidae
Gene: FIBCD1
Product: fibrinogen C domain containing 1
Exons: 9
Coding region: 1-1605 (534 amino acids)
Source: RefSeq, a predicted model, not a curated record
AUGACUCAGGAUAUUGUGCUCGGAGUACAGUACCAGGUUCUUAGGGAGCUUAUGGAGAAAGUAAAUUUCCUAAUUCACAUCCUGGAGAUGGACGCUAUUCCUUUUAAGAGCCAGCCGGGAGUAAGGGACACGGAGAAGAAAGCCUACAUCCAGUUGCCACAUUACUGGUGUUUUUUACAUGUGCAUGUUUCUGGAUUGGAAACUGAGGCCACGCAGAAGAUGGUGAAUGACAGAUGGAAAACCAUGGGAGGCGUGUCUCAACUUGAAGAUGGACAGCAGGAGAAGUCUCAGCGGAUGAGCUGCGGCUACAUCCUGUGCACAGUCCUACUGUCCGUGGCCGUCCUCCUGGCCGUGACCGUCACCGGGGCCAUCCUCUUCAUGAACCACUACCACUCGCCCGUCACGGAGUCCCCGCCCAUCAUCAGCACCAACCCCGACGAGGCCAACAACGCCCUGGUCACCAUCGAGAAGGCCGACGGCUCCCGCAUCAACAUCUUCAUCGACCCCCGCUGCCCGGACCACGCCGACAGCUUCACCCGCCUGGAGGGGGGCCAGUCCUCCGUGCUGCAGGCCGUGACGGACCACGAGGCCCAGCUGCGGUCCACUCAGGGCCAGGAGCGGGAGCUGCUGGCCACGCUGGCCAACGAGGUGACCCAGCUCCUGGCCCAAGCCUCGGAACUGAAACUGGACUGCGACGGGCUGAGGAAAGGGCACGGCAGCCUGGGCCAGGGCCUAAAUGCUCUGCAGAAUGAGCAGGGCCGUCUCAUUCAGCUUCUCUCCGAGAGCCAGACUAACAUGGCCCGGCUGGUGAGUUCCGUCAGUGACGUCCUGGACACCCUGCAAAAGGACCAGGGGGUGGAGAGGCCCCAAGUCAAGGCCAAUCUACAGAGAGUCCCAGCCAGGGGAUCCCGGCCCCGGGGAUGUUCUAAUGGCUCUCGUCCACGCGACUGCUUUGACAUCUACGGAAGUGGACUGCAAGAGGAUGGGAUUUACUCCGUCUUCCCUACCCACUACCCCUCGGGCUUCCAGGUCUACUGCGACAUGAGCACGGAUGGCGGAGGGUGGACGGUUUUUCAGAGGCGAGAGGAUGGCUCGGUCAACUUCUUUCGAGGCUGGGAGGCGUACCGGGAUGGCUUCGGCAAGCUCACAGGGGAGCACUGGUUAGGCCUGAAGAGAAUCCACGCCCUGACCACACAGGCCAGCUAUGAGCUGCACGUCGACCUCGAGGACUUUGACAACGGCACGGCCUAUGCUCACUACGGCACCUUCGGCGUGGGUCUGUUCUCCGUGGACCCGGAGGAGGACGGCUACCCAAUCACCAUAGCGGAAUACUCCGGCACAGCAGGCGACUCUUUCCUGAAACACAAUGGCAUGAAGUUCACCACCAAAGACCGGGACAACGAUCACUCUGAGAACAACUGCGCCUCAUUCUAUCAUGGGGCCUGGUGGUACCGCAACUGCCACACUUCCAACCUCAACGGCCAAUACCUCAAGGGCCACCACUCUUCCUACGCCGACGGCAUCGAGUGGUCCUCCUGGACCGGCUGGCAGUACUCCCUCAAGUCCACCGAGAUGAAGAUCCGGCCCGUGAGGGAGGAGCACUAGGCAAGAGCCCCACGACCCUUCGCGUCCCCUCCCCCGCU